This is a messenger RNA of Eucalyptus grandis, 1389 nucleotides long. RefSeq names its product cytochrome P450 724B1. Gene Ontology annotation, biological process: sterol metabolic process. The coding region runs from base 1 to 1389 and encodes 462 amino acids. The record is from RefSeq and is a predicted model, not a curated record. NCBI's taxonomy places the organism in Eukaryota, Viridiplantae, Streptophyta, Magnoliopsida, Myrtales, Myrtaceae. Gene Ontology annotation, molecular function: oxidoreductase activity, acting on paired donors, with incorporation or reduction of molecular oxygen; heme binding; monooxygenase activity. The transcript has 9 exons.
AUGGAUAUCUUUUGUUGCCGCUUGCUCGACACUGUGUUUGCUAUCUUCCUAGGCCUCUGCUUGGCUCUUCUGCUUCUCUUCUUCAAAUCCUUCUUCUGGAAGCAGGACAUUAGGGCAAGAAACCUGCCUCGGGGAAGCGAGGGAUGGCCUCUUCUCGGAGAAACUCUCGCCUUCCUCUCGCCUCACCGGUCCAACUCUCUCGGUAGCUUCUUGCAAGAUCACUGCUCUAGGUACGGUAAGGUAUUCAAGUCCCAUCUCUUCGGGUCACCGACCAUAGUCUCCUGCGACCACGAGCUCAACACGUUCGUCCUCCAGAACGAGGAGAGGCUGUUCCAGGCGAGCUAUCCGAAGCCCAUGCACGGGAUUCUUGGCAAGUACUCCCUCCUCGUGGUCUCUGGAGACCUCCAUAAGAAGCUGAGGAGCGUGGCCGUCAACUUCGUCACUGCCUCCAAGUCGAGCUCUGAAUUCCACCGGUGCGUCGAUAGGCUGUCGGUCUCCAUGUUGGAGUCGUGGAAAGGGCGUCAACAGGUUGCUUUCUGUAAAGAAGCCAAAAUGUUUGCACUAAGCCUUAUGGUGAAGACCCUUUUGAGUAUUGAACCAGAAGACCCGAGGGCAAGGAAGAUACUUGCUGAUUUCUUGACGUACAUGAAGGGUUUCGUGUCCUUGCCCUUAUAUAUUCCCGGGACCCCAUACGCCAUGGCCGUGAAGGCAAGAGCAAGGCUUUCCUCAACCGUGAGAGAGAUAAUAGAAGAGAGAAGAAGGACAGGCAGUGCGGCGGGUUUGAAGAAAGGAGACUUCAUGGACGUGAUCCUGGGGAAGGAGGAGUUGAACGAGGAAGAGAUGGUGAGCAUCGUGCUCGACAUCUUGCUCGGCGGCUACGAAACCACCGCCACCCUCAUGGCCCUGAUCGUCUUCUUUCUCGCCCACGAGCCCGCCUCUCUCCUCCAACUCAAGGAAGAGCACCUAGCAAUAAGGCGAAAAAAGGGGAGCGAAGAGCCCUUGAACGGGGAAGAUUACAAGCAAAUGGAGUACACUAAUGAUGUCAUAUGUGAAGCUUUGAGAUGUUUGACCAUACCCUCAGGUUGGAAAGUAUUUCCUAUCUUUGUCGGGACGCAUCUUGAUCCGACUCUUCAUGAAAAUCCCAUGAAAUUCGAUCCCUUGAGAUGGAAGGAUAAAGCGAUAAGCAAGAAGGUCAUGCCUUUCGGAGGUGGACUUCGACUUUGUCCCGGCGCCGAACUCGCGCGGCUCAUAAUUGCCUUCUUUCUUCAUCACCUCGUCCUCAGCUUUAGGUGGAAGACAGAACCAGAUGAUUUCCCCAUCGCUUACCCUUAUGUGGAGUUCAAGAGAGAUUUGGUGCUGGAGAUUGAGCCAACAGAAAACCACAGCUAA